Messenger RNA from Peromyscus leucopus (white-footed mouse), 1603 nucleotides. RefSeq lists its product as uncharacterized. The transcript is spliced from 3 exons. The record is from RefSeq and is a predicted model, not a curated record. Lineage: Eukaryota; Metazoa; Chordata; Mammalia; Rodentia; Cricetidae. The coding region runs from base 19 to 624 and encodes 201 amino acids.
GGGCUCUUAGCUGCAGGAAUGGUUACGCCCAGAUUGGCUGGUACCAACUCAGCUCUGGCAAACACCAAGAGGACGGAUGUUAAUACAAGGGAGCAUAACCUGGGCCCCUCCUCUGAUGAGAUGGGGAAACUGAGGCCCAGAGCGGCGCGUGACCCGCACAAGGUCACACAGCAAUCCUGGCCGGAGCUGGCGGGGGCUAACAGCAUGUCCCCUCCGAGGGCAGCUACGGACCUAAGCACAAGCCCCUGCCUCUUUCGGGCCUCGACUCUGGUUCUGACACGGGCCCGGAAGAAGGGAGCCCAGGAAGGUCCUAGGAAUCUGCGCGAGGAUCUGGCCUCCCCAGGCUUUCAAGGGUCCCUCACCCGACUCCUCGUCCUUCUUGUCGAAUUUCUUCAACAUGGUGCCAGCGGAAGCUCCACGCAGCAGGGAGAUGCUCAGAGUAGCGGGGUGAGCAGCUUCUCCCAGCGGCUUCCGUACUCCCGCCCGCCACGUCGCCCUGAGCGCUGCGCUGUGGACGGCGCCUGCGCACUCUGUGCUUUGCGCCUGCGCACAACCGCGCCCACCGUACUUUCUGCUCCCGGACACGGAGACAACCGAGACCUAGACUUUGCUGCAUUUGGUUAGCUGUGGGAGGAUCAGCAUCACCUUGCUGCUGCUUUUGGAGUGUUUAACUGCUUCUUCCUGUGUGCUCAAGGGAACUCGAGUGAAACGAAGGUCCACACGGCUCCACGAUGGUAACACAGGUCAUAGACGGCGUUGGGUUGGCAGAGUACAGCGACUGGCAGAGACUGAGGCUGGGUGCUGCAUCUGGCCCCAAGUAGGGCUUUGAGUUGGCACACCCGAACAACUACCCCAUCUAUGAGCUGCUGGAGCUCAUGAAAGGGCAGAUCCUGCAGAACCAAAGCUGCAGGAUCCCUAUGGCUCAGGGCAGCAGCAGGAUUUCUGAGAGGAAUCUCCGUGAGGGUUCAGUAUCAUCGGUGUAGGAGAAGAGAGAGGACUGGAACCACACCAAUGACUCAUAGCGAUGAACCUUUGCAAGCAAAGCUGGUUGGACAAUAGGGUGGACGAGGUGACACACCAUGACACACUGCAGCUUCCACAGUGAGACUUUGUUCUGUUUUCUUUUGUGUUUGUGGGAGGGAGGUUGGGGGGGUUAAAAAGUUGGAGGGCAGAUAUGGAAGGAUUGGGAAAUGAGUGGGAUUGGGGUGCAUGAUGCAAAAUUCACAAAGAAUCAAUAAAAAACGGGGAAAACUUCAAUUGGCAGACUAGACAUUUUAUAACUCGAGGGAUCUUGGACUAAUUGAUGAUACUUCUGCUUUUAUUAACAUUUUAAUGCUAUAAAAUACUAUGUGAAUCUCUAGAUUCUCUAGAUUAUGACAUUAUACAGUCUGUAUUAGACAUGCUGGGGUUUUUUUCCAAUGUUUUUCUUCUUAAGAUUUAGUUUUUUAAAUGUAUUUUUGCCCUGAAGUACAUGUUAAUUUGAUGUGAAGUCUGCUUUUAAAAAUCAUCACUUAAUUUUCUAAUAUAGUAAAAGUUAAGCUUGUAAAAAAGUUUUUUAAAGAAGGAAAUUUGUGAAAUAUAUGUCUUUCAUUUUUAAGAUUUA